AUGGAGGAUCCAAAGAAGGUGGCCGCCGAGACCGAGUCUUAUCGCAAGAUUGCCUUUGCAGGUAUCGCAAUCUCGACUGUAGCCACUUUGACAGUCAUCUUGGCCGUCCCAAUGUUGUACAACUACAUGCAACACGUUCAAUCAUCCCUUCAAACUGAGGUUGACUUCUGCCAACAUAGAACUGAUGGUCUUUGGGAUGAGUAUAAGAAUUUCCAAACUCUCCAAGGAGUCAACGGACGUAUCCGUCGUGCCGCACGGCGCCAUACCGGAGAGGUGACUCGCUCGAAAAAGAUCCGUCGUCAGAAUGAAGACGAGGAAGUUGAGAUUAUCUAUGUGGAUGAGGAAGGAAAUGAGGUAGAGGAUCAGACACCAACUGCUGCUCCAACCGCUGCUCCAGCUCCAAUUGCCCAAGCUCAAGUACCUGCAUCGUCUUUCGCUGCUGCUCCACCUGCUCACAGAUCACCAGCUUCAUUCGCUUCAUCCCCAGCUUCUUCAUCAUCUGGAUCUUGCUGCUCAUGCGGAGUUGGACCAGCUGGACCACCAGGACAGCCAGGACAAGACGGAGCACCAGGAAACGAUGGAAACCCAGGAGCUCCAGGACAUCCCGGACAAGACGCUGCUGAGGACUCUCAUGCUUCUGCCGACUCUUUCUGCUUCGAUUGCCCAGCUGGACCACCAGGACCAUCCGGUGCACCAGGACAAAAGGGACCAUCAGGAGCACCAGGAGCUCCAGGACAAUCCGGAGGAGCUGCUCGUCCAGGACCACCAGGACCAGCUGGACCACCAGGACCAUCAGGAAAUCCAGGAUCCAACGGAAACCCAGGAGCACCAGGAGCUCCAGGACAACUCGUCGAUGUUCCAGGAACUCCAGGACCAGCUGGACCACCAGGACCACCAGGACCAGCGGGUGCACCAGGACAACCAGGACAAUCAGGAGGAGCCUCUCAACCAGGACAACCAGGACCACAAGGAGAUGCAGGAGCACCGGGACAACCAGGAGCUCCAGGACAACCAGGUCAACCAGGUCAAGAUGGAGACAGUGGAUCUGAGGGAGCUUGUGAUCAUUGUCCACCACCAAGAACUGCUCCAGGAUACUAA
Messenger RNA from Caenorhabditis remanei, 1098 nucleotides. RefSeq lists its product as uncharacterized. The record is from RefSeq and is a predicted model, not a curated record. Gene Ontology annotation, molecular function: structural constituent of cuticle. NCBI's taxonomy places the organism in Eukaryota, Metazoa, Nematoda, Chromadorea, Rhabditida, Rhabditidae. Bases 1 to 1098 code for a protein of 365 amino acids. The transcript has 3 exons.